AUGGCCAACAUCUCUAGGAAUACAGAAAUGCGGAGAACUUUGGUCCAGAUUGUCCGUGUGAACGAUGGACAAGUUCAUAUCCAGGACUCAUUCACUAUCUAUACGGCUGAUUCUGGUAAGACCAGCAACGGUCCACCCACUGUUGGAGCUGUCGACCACAACCUGCAUCGCCUGGCUCUCGAUUUGGAUUGUCUCAGCCUUGACAGCAGGUGUCAUCACUUCUCGUUUCUGGUGUCAGAACCAGUGCUAUCUCGACAUCCAGGACUUCCACUUUAUUGUCAGAGAUGGCCUCUUGGGCUUGUUCAAAGUCUUCUAUUGGGUAUUUUCCGUUCUAGCGUGGUUACCCUCCUCAAGAACCUGCGUCGCUGGGUCAUUCGCCUCAAUUUGGGCCCUGUUGCCGAUCUUCUCGUUCUGCGUGAUAAAACCGGAGAAAGAGAAGUCGGCAAAUUCCCGAAGAGUCAAACUUUCGAUAUCAAGUCUUCUAUUCUCAUUGGUACGCUCGGUAACCCUCAGCCCACGCGGGAACCGUCGACCGUGUCCUUAACGAGGGUACAGUCUUCCUGUUCGCCGGUACUGAAACUACGUCUCGUACUCUCGUUAUCACCAUGUUAUACCCCUGUUCAAUACCAAAUGCUAGAGAGACUGCGCGAAGAGUCAAAAGUCCUAAGCGGCACCAAUACCCUCUCACUUAGCUUGAGAACAUUCAAUACCUGGUCUGCUCGCCUACGGCUCUAUCAGCUGUCUCUCGAGGAUUCCUACGCAGAAAACCUGAAAUACAAAAGCUAUAUGAUACCUGCAGAAGUCUACAACCUCUACCACAACCCCGAGAGAUGGAUCAAGGCUGCCCAAGAUGGUGUCUCCUCAAGAAGUUCGUCAGACACUGCUUGCAGGAUAGUAGACAAAAUAUCGGCUACAAGGCUCUGCGUUGAAGAAAUGAGUACAUAUGACCAUAGGGUGGGACGGAAGUUCUUCAUUAACCAGAUCUACUACCUGGCAUGUGGUAACGGCCAGGUUGCCAACCCUGGAGCUUGGAAUGUUCCUUUUCCCGUAGUGGACGGGGCCGAGCACAUCUCGCCCUAUGUGAAUAUGGCCGACGGAGGGAAUACCAUCUUCGCCUCUGACGGUGGAAGGAUAUACAGAGAUGUCAAGCUCGCCGCUCCACCGGCCCAGAAAAGUCUCUCGUUCAAGUCCUAUACGACCACCCUUCAUGUCUCCGAUCCGAAUAACCUUCCCGUCGCUAAUAGCCAGCUGGAAAUAUCUACUGACUCCCGUACGCCCGGUAAUAUCAAUGGCGUCUACUAUGUCCUUGGAGUGGAGCCAGUUAAGAUUAAAACGGAUGCCACCGGCGUGGCUACAGUGAUUCAGGAGACGGAAAAUAUCAACUGUGCGGUACUCAAAGUCGAGGCUGGUGCAGGGACUACGCAGGCCGUUAUUAACCCGAGGAUGAAGUCGUUCGAGAAACUUGGGCAACUUGAUUCCGCGAGCUCCCUCCGCCACGCCAGCUUUCCUACCAACACCGUAGCCGGUGGCAUGCGAGGCUCUCCACAGUUUAGCCCCCUUGUUGAGUCAUCAGUAAUGGAAACUGAUGUGAAUGCAGUCGCAGAGGGCAUGAAGAGUCUCAAAACCGCGUACUCACAUAUACAAACACCAGACUUGAGAUCCAGGAAGCUGUUCAACCUCAACUGCGAUGUCAUUCCGACGGACCUAGGGCAUGGCCUGGAAACCACAGGCUCCAUGAUCGCUCUUGGAGAUCUUUUCCUUUUGCUGAAAUCCGCUACGGACGCCACAUCAAACGUAGUAUGGAAUGCUGCCAAUGAUGCGUGGCACUUUAUCGUCCAGAUAGCCGAACAGGUGUACCAUGCUGUACUCGACACAGUCGAUGCUAUCGUGGGCACUAUUGAGUGGAUUUUCAACUCGGUGAAGACGGCCAUUACUAAGAUUAUCCGGUAUGUCGAGUUCCUAUUUGAGUGGGACGAUAUCCGGAGGACCAAGGAUGUUAUGUACAACAUCACGAAGCUGUUCUUUCAGCACCAGAUCGAUGGAAUCAGCGAAGAGAAGAGGGAUUUUGAGACCAUGAUAACCUCUGCUGAGCAAUCGCUUGGCGAAUUCGCUGGCUUUAGCGACUGGUCGAAUCUAGGCGACGCUGCCAAACAGCCAGCCUCGGCCAAUGUGAAAAACCCGGCAACGGGGCAGACUCCCGGUUCGCAAAUGUUAGGAAAUCAUUAUCGAACACAUGCCGGCGAUCUUAGGAUUGUCCAGUAUCCUGUGCCUUCUUCGAGAAUUGACAAGGACUCCGUCCAGAGAAGUCUUGACGGCCAACUGGGGGACGUAGCUAAAGAAUUCGGCUUGAUGGAAAUCAAGGCUGCCCUCGAAAAGCUGGCUGUCAUCAUCGUUGAUGGUAUUCUCUCCAGCACGCGGGUUGUAGUCGACACUCUACUCGACUUACAAAAGGAGCUUGCUACUGGGGGCUUCGACGCAUUGGCUGCAAAACUGCAUAUCCCGAUUAUCUCGGAUAUUCUUAAUGAAAUUGGAAUUGAGGAUGUAUCCCUUCUGGACUUAUUUACCUGGAUCAGUGUCACCAGCUUCAACGUGGUGUAUAAGAUUGUUACCAAUACCGCGCCUUUCCUGGACAACGAGGAUGUUCAAGCCCUCAUUACAGCCAAGAGCUGGGACGAGUUGACCCCGUUGUUCCAUACACCAUCCUCCAUGACAACAGACUUGAUCGUCCUGGUCUGCGGGAACCUGGAACCGACCCUGCCCCGGCUAGACACAGCAUAA
Aspergillus oryzae RIB40 is the source of this 2778-nucleotide messenger RNA. RefSeq lists its product as uncharacterized. Lineage: Eukaryota; Fungi; Ascomycota; Eurotiomycetes; Eurotiales; Aspergillaceae. Bases 1 to 2778 code for a protein of 925 amino acids. The record is from RefSeq and is a predicted model, not a curated record. The transcript is spliced from 9 exons.